AUGAAUUCAUUUGAAAAUAUUUUAAAAUUUUAUUCUCGUCUUUUUAAUAUGGAUGAAAAGGAAAUUGAAUUAUUUUUACCAAGAGAUUUACUUUGGCAGACAUUAACACAUAAAACAUAUUUUCAUGGGAAAUAUCCAUAUAAUGAAAAGUUAGCAUUUCAAGGUCGCUUUGUUCUUAAAUUUCAUAUAUCUUUAAAAAUUGUUGAGUCUAUUUCUAUUGACAAAAAUAAUGAUAUUUUUACAUUGGAAAAAAUAGAAGAGUUUAUUAGUCCUGAGACAUUGGGACCUUUGGCAUUAGAAUAUGGCAUUUUAGAAGUUUUACGUUGGAAACCUGCUUAUAAGGAUAUUAUGAAAAGCGGAUUAUUAAAGGUAGCAUCAGAAUCAUUAUGUGCUAUUGUAGGAGCGAUAUUUUUGCAUAGAGGAGGAGCUGUUACAAAAAAAUUUAUUGAAGAAAAGAUUUUUAUAAAGAAUAAUAGAUUGGAGUUUAACAACUAUAAAUAAUUAAAUAUUUAAUCUCCAAAAAAAUGCACUUUCAAAAAGAAAACCAAAAAUAAUACAUUUAAUAACAAAUGUACUCGAAACCGUAAUAAUACAACAAAACGUUUAAUAUAUAUUAAAAGACUUGAAGCAUAAUUUUUCUAAUUGUUUAGAUUAUACUACGUCGUAUCCUUCGCCUUCUUGAGGAUCUUGCUAGCUGAUCUACCUUUGUAAUCAUAUCGCCUAAGCAUUUUUUGCUUACAAGCUUAGGAUCCAUCGGUUCUCCUUCAUACAAGCUUAAAUGGACUUCUUCCGCAAACUCUCUAAGUCGUAAGCUUUGUUGAAGUUGAUAUCUGAUACUCGUAAUAGUUUCUGGAAGAGAAUCAAACGGUAUAUUAAGUUGAAUAAGAAUAUUCUAGUUUUUAUUAAUAAUUUUAUAAAAAAUAAAACAGCAGAACCUUAAGAAGAUUAGAUGUUUCAUUAGAACAAAGUUUAUCUAUUUUAUAAAGUUGUAAACUAUAAUAGAUUUUUUCGGCUUUAGAAAUUGGUUUAUGAGCAUCUGGCAUAUUUUGUGGAGUAAUUGGUCUUGUAUGAUGUUCAUGUGAUACAUUAGGAAUAAUUGAUCUUAAUCUUUCAAUCUCUUGUUCUGCUUUUUCGAGCUGCAUUUUAAGAUCAUAAAUCUAAACAACUAAGAUAACAAAGAAAAAGUUGUAUUCUUACCUUUUCAUUAGAUAAAGUUUCAUUAUCAGUACGAGGUGUUUGAGUUACAGGGAAGUUUUCAGAUAUUUCUUUUUGUUUAUCUGAAACAGAUGGUAUUUUUUGCCGAGGACUAUUAAGUUAUAAAUACUAUAUUAUUUAUUAAGAAAAAUACCUCUGUAUAUUUGCCGGAAUAUUUAAAUCAUGUAAUGGUUCUUUUCUAUCGCAAGUAUUUGCAUUCUGAGAAAAACAAAAAGGUUUUGUGCUAAAUACUAUUAAUAUAGCAAAUAUAAAAGUUAUAAAAACCUUUGUAUUGGAGAAAAUUGAGGAGAAAGAUGCGUUUUCCAACGCAUCAUUUUUUCUUUUAAUGAUUCCUCAUUUCCUGCUUUUGGUGUAGACGGAUAGUAUUUUUGAAUAUUUUGUGGGUUUAUUUUCAAUGCUUCAAUUAAAUCAUGACAAAUUGUUUUUAAAUCAGCAAUUUCUAAUCUAGCAGCGUCAAGAUCUUUUUCUACAAAAAGAGCAUGUUUUUUGGUCUCAUCAAAAGAUAUUUUUAAAGCAUUUUCAUCAUUUUGAUUUUUAGUUUCUGAUUUUAAAGCAGAAAAUUCAUCAAUUAACUUAUCUAUCAUAUUUCCCCUGCGAUCAUAUUCACUUGCUAGUUGUUUAAGAGAAUUUUGAAUG
Pneumocystis murina B123 is the source of this 1851-nucleotide messenger RNA. RefSeq lists its product as hypothetical. The record is from RefSeq and is a predicted model, not a curated record. Gene Ontology annotation, cellular component: mitochondrial large ribosomal subunit. Gene Ontology annotation, molecular function: ribonuclease III activity; structural constituent of ribosome. Lineage: Eukaryota; Fungi; Ascomycota; Pneumocystomycetes; Pneumocystales; Pneumocystaceae. The transcript has 3 exons. Gene Ontology annotation, biological process: mitochondrial translation; RNA processing. Bases 1 to 501 code for a protein of 166 amino acids.